Menidia menidia (Atlantic silverside) is the source of this 1228-nucleotide messenger RNA. Lineage: Eukaryota; Metazoa; Chordata; Actinopteri; Atheriniformes; Atherinopsidae. The record is from the annotation of a GenBank genome assembly.
UUUCUCCACCACUCUUUCAACAAAAGCCCGCAUGGCGGGGAAUCCGUUUCUUGUGCCAUCAGAACCAUCCAGGAGGAACACAAUAUCCUUCCUGUCGGUGUCGGCUAAGAAAGACAGGAAGAAGAAAAGUGCCUCAGUGGAGGCUGUGGUUAUUGACGUCACCCCGGAAUCACCAACUGUACUUGCCGACACCGACAGGAAGGAUAUUGUGUUCCUCCUGGAUGGUUCUGAUGGCACAAGAAACGGAUUCCCCGCCAUGCGGGCUUUUGUUGAAAGAGUGGUGGAGAAACUGAAUGUGGGAGAAAACAAAGACCGCUUGUCGGUGGUCCAGUACAGCAGAGAUGCAGAGGUCCAUUUCUAUCUGAACACGUAUAGCACCAGGGAGGAUGCUGUGGAUGCGGUCAGAGGGCUCAGACACAAGGGAGGAAGACCCCUCAACACUGGGGCAGCCCUGCAAUACGUCAGGGAAAAUGUCUUUACAAACUCCUCCGGGAGUAGGCGUCUGCAAGGUGUUCCACAGAUGUUGAUACUGCUAACAGGGGGAAGGUCGUUCGACAACACAGAUGCCCCAGCCUCUGCUCUCAAACAGCAGGGAGUCUUUGUGAUUGCUAUUGGAUCCGGGACCUCUGACGCUAGAGAGCUUCAGAAGUUAUCAUAUGAGCCUAGUUACGCUCUGUCUGUGUCUGACUUCACUGACCUCCCCAGUGUCCAAGAACAGCUCUCCUCUGUCAUGAGCACAGCGGCAGUAAGGGCCACACCUUUCACCCCAACUGUGACUGUGGUGAGACAACUGGCAGGAAAGGAUGUGGUGUUCUUGCUGGAUGGAUCUGACAGUACAAGAAAUGGCUUUCCAGCUAUGCGAGACUUUGUCCAAAGAGUAGUGGAAACACUGCGUGUGGAUGAAGGCAAAGACCGAGUCUCGGUGGUUCAGUACAGCAGAGAGCCAUCUGUCCAGUUCUAUCUCAACACGUACGCGACCAAAGGCGAGAUCCUCGACACCGUCAGAGGUUUGAGACACAAAGGCGGAAGACCCCUGAACACUGGAGCAGCUCUCCAGUACUUGAGGGAUAACGUCUUUGCGGCCCCAGCCGGAAGCAGGCGCCUGGAAGGAGUUCCACAGGUCUUAAUAUUGUUAAGCGGUGGAAGGUCCUUUGACAGUGUUGAUGCACCAGCCUCUGCUCUCAAAGAGAUGGGUGUUUUGACCUUUGCGAUUGGAAGCAGAGGAUCU